AGCGCAGGGGCCCGGUGGGGCCGGGACUUGUAGUCUCCUCCGCGGGCCGCGCCGGGCGGGUCCGCCGCGGGCCGGCAAGGCUCGAGUGGACUCAGACAGCCCCGCCCGAGGGCGCGGCGAGCGGCUGAUCGAUCCCCAGCCGCCCGUGAGCGCAAAAAUCGAGGUGGGGCGCAACGAGUUGGCUUGGCAACGGCGGCAAACAAUCGGCCGCCAUCUCGUUUCCCGGCCGGGUAGUUCUUCGCCCCGAUCGUGCCGUUCCGCGACAGGGAGGCGGGCGGCCGGGAGAACUACAGCUCCCAGCAGCCCCCGCGUCCUCUUGGCAACGGCGCCGGGCCGGGGUCUCCGCCGCUGGAGGGUCCCGCCGCGCUGGGAGAGGGUUCGGGACCGGGUCCGGGACGGGGCAGCGCCGGGCUGAGGUAACCCUGAGGAUUCUCCAUGGUGAAGAUGGUCAGCCAUGGAAAACAUAUUGCAAUAAUAGUCCGACAACUUAACAAAUUUAACCCUGAAAAUCAGAGCGUGGAGGAUUUCUUGUAUGAAUCAGCUGAGAUGUUGCAGACUCUUAAUGUGACAGAAGAAAAAUUUGUGUUGGAUACACUAGCUGGAUGCAUAGAAUAUAAAUCCUUAUUGGAUGUAGUAGUCAAUGCCUUUUUUGUUCGGGAUGGAAGAUACUGCCUGAUAUCUGAGCGUAAUCUUUAUAUAGUUAUUUGUUACCUGGCUACUUUUCAACUAGAAGAGCUCGGUCUUCAGCACUUCAGCAGAAUUGUGAAAUCUCUGGACACUGCAAAAAUGCAAAAGUUUCUUAGAUUCUUCUUCAAUGCCUUGUAUUUGAACACAUGGAUAAAGGAUGAAUGGAGUCAAUUCUACGAUUCGCUGUAUGUAAAAGAGAACUGGAUUGAUCCGCUGCUAAGAUGGCAGCCAAAAGUGCAGCAACUGAUUGAACAGCUGACAGAUGUAUUAAGUAAUCGUACUACCACUGUCAAGAGUUCAACAGUCACUCAGCCGAAGGAAUUUAAUUUGACUGUACCCAAACCACGGGCCAUUCCUGUACCUCUGCCAACACCACUACUGGAGAAAAGGCCACCUGUUCCUCCAAGCACCUACAAACCUCCAAAGGAAAAAAAGCAACUGGAGGAAAUCAAAACAAAAAAUCGCCGAAAAGCAGAAGAUCUGCUCCUGAAAGCAAAUGCUAACCAGUUCAGGUGUGCAACCAUGAAGCCUGAAAAGGGAGAGAACACACAUGAUAGUAUGAAGAGUAAUCCAGCAUUCCAGGCUCAAAAGAUCCAAAACAAGAUUGAUAAUAUACCUAUUAAAUUAAAUGCUGCAGCUAUUUUAAGAGAGGGUGCCCUCUAUCAGCGGAAAAUGGAACAGGAACUCAAGAGAAUUGAAAAUUUGCUACAAGGGGCUAGAGACCCAUCUGAGUUCUUGGAAUGGCAAAAACAGAUGCGUGGAAAAGAUUUGGAAGAGCAGCUGACGGAAGUAGAGUGUAGGAGGCUUCAAGGGAAACUGAGUCAUGAAGAGGCAAUUCUAGCCCAUCAGAAUAUACUUCAAGAAAAUAAGAAGAAAGCUGAUCUAAUGAGAGAAGAGAAGGCAGAGCUGAUGCACCAGCAUGCAGAGAAACGUCUACAGGAACAGAAAGAAAUGAGAGAGCUGGUGGAGCAGGUCGUGGAAGGACACAAGAAUGCAAAGCAAGCAAAAAUAAAGCUCCAGAAAUACAAACAGCAAAUAGUUCAGGAAGUUUGUGAAGAAAAUCGAGAACUUCUUCGGCAAGCUUUAGAAGAAGAGGAGGAGAAGCUAAGGAAAAGAUAUGAACUAAUUCAACAAAUACGAGCUAUUGAGUCUUUACCAAGCCUCAGACACAAGUUUGUUGAUUUAACUGAGACUGGUGGCCAUGGUUUAAUUUGUGAAAUGUCAAUAGUGGAACUACGUGAACGCCUCGCUCUACUCAGAGAAGCACAGAAGGCAGCAGAGGAAGAGAAGAGAGACCAGAUAAUUCAUGAAAAACAAGCUAAGGAACAACUUCUUCUAGACAAACUGGACCAGAUUUCCCUGUUCAGAGCAGAACUUGGACGAGCAGCUGCUUUAAAGCAAGAAGAAAAGAAAAGAAAGCCCCAGUCUGGUGAAAGGCCUAUGAAAGAUGAACGCAUUUUAAACCUGCAGAAGAAGAUUGUAGAAAAAAAAACGGAGCGUAAAAAGCAAGCAGGACUCUUAAAGAUUAUCCCCCAGAAAACCAGCAUCGCAUCAAGGAAGGAUUCUUUGCAAUGGAACCAUUGGAAGGAACUGGAAGAGAGUCGGGAACGACGGUUCAGGAUCCUUCAACGUGGCUUCAUGGCCAGAGAAACAGCUCAGAAAAUGGCUGCCUAUGAGGCAGCAAGAAGUGGAGCCACGGCCUGUAUAUUGCGCUCUGAAGUAAAAUAAAAUACAUUUGGAAGAAAUUCAGGCCUGCUGGAAAUCGGCCAGUGUGACCACUUACUACAAGGUUGAAUUUUAAACUUUAUUUCACCUUUACAGUGUGAUUAGAAAAAUAUGAGCCGUACAGGCACAAUAGAAUAAAAAUGUGUUAAUUUUUUGGUAAUAGAGUUUUAUUUUUAAGCUAUAAUGAUACAUUUUUUUUCUGUUAGAAUCAAAAGUUUUAAGAAACCGAAACCUUACCAUAGGAGCUCCUAGAGCAGAACAGUAAAUAUCUGGGUAAUAGUGUUGAGAUCUGUAUUUCUGUUAUCAUUGUAUACUAUGCCAUGGUUUGCUAUGCUCAUCUUCCAAAAGAAUAAAAAUGAGGGCAAA
Molecule: messenger RNA, 2778 nt
Organism: Phalacrocorax carbo (great cormorant)
Lineage: Eukaryota; Metazoa; Chordata; Aves; Suliformes; Phalacrocoracidae
Source: RefSeq, a predicted model, not a curated record